ACUGUUGUGUUUUUCUCGCUUCGCAAGUCAGUCGAGUUUUUUGCGUGACUCUCGCGAAAGUAAACACAAUUUACACCAGUUUAAAAGUAUUAAAAGAAAAAUCUCUUUUUCUAUUUGAUUUCGUAAAAAUUGUGCAACAAUGAACCGUCUAUUUGGUAAAUCAAAGCCCAAAGAACCCGGACCAAGUAUUGAUGAUUGCAUCAAGGGGGUUGAUUCCCGAGCGGAAACCAUCGAUCAGAAGGUUCGCACCCUCGAUGCCGAACUGCGCAAAUACAAGGACCAGAUGGCCAAGAUGCGGGAAGGUCCGGCUAAGAAUGCCGUCAAGGCGAAGGCCCUGCGGGUGCUCAAGCAGCGAAAACAGUAUGAAAACCAGGUAGAAAAUCUGAGGAACCAGUCGUUCAACAUGGAGCAGGCCAACUUUGCCGCCCAAACUCUCAAGGAUACCCACGCCACAGUGGCGGCCAUGAAGGACGGCAUGAAGUCGAUGAAGAAGGAGUUUAAAAAGAUCAACAUCGAAGAGAUUGAAGACAUUCAGGACGACAUGGCGGACAUGCUGGAACAGGCCGACGAGGUCCAGGAGGCGAUGGGACGCAGCUACGGAAUGCCGGAGAUUGACGACGAUGAACUGCAAGCGGAACUGGAUGCCUUGGGCGAUGAGAUUGCCCUGGAUGACGACACCAGUUAUCUGGACGAUGUGGUCAAGGCACCGGCUGCUCCCGAUAAGGAACCCGGCGCGGACAGUGUUACCAAUAAGGACGGCAUUUUGGUAGACGAGUUCGGACUGCCUCAGAUUCCGACUCAAGUGAAAAGCACCUAGGCUGGAUGGAUGUGAGUGAAUUUAGUCAUGCUGGCGGUUAUUUCGUUUUAUUUUUUCUAAUUAAGGCUUAUUAUAUCUGUGAAACUUACUUGCACGACCGAAGAUACAUAUUACAUUUUAAAUGAACAGUUCACCUUAAGUGAAA
Messenger RNA from Aedes aegypti (yellow fever mosquito), 962 nucleotides. RefSeq names its product charged multivesicular body protein 5 (gene Vps60). The record is from RefSeq and is a predicted model, not a curated record. The transcript is spliced from 3 exons. Bases 140 to 817 code for a protein of 225 amino acids. Gene Ontology annotation, cellular component: multivesicular body. NCBI's taxonomy places the organism in Eukaryota, Metazoa, Arthropoda, Insecta, Diptera, Culicidae. Gene Ontology annotation, biological process: vesicle budding from membrane; late endosome to vacuole transport via multivesicular body sorting pathway.